ACUAAUAUACAAUGUUUGUAAACAUAAAUAGAAUUUUAUUUUUUAUAGUAACUUAAAAAGCAUAAUGAAGAAACAAUAUCAUAUCAUAAAAUGAAGUAUGUAAAGAGAAAUAACUUCAAUCAAUUAGAUUUUUAAAUAACCAUCCAUCUUUGAUUAAAAAGUUUGUCAAAUCAGUAAUCUUAAGAAAGAACAAAGAAAUUAUCAUAAUGGAAAACGAACAUUUGUCAUCGACAGAAAUUUCAACAGAUUGUUCGAGCAAUUCGGACAGCAUACAAAAUGUUGAUAAUCAAUGCAAAGAAAUAUUGGAUGAAGAACAGGGUAAAAAAGAUUUAGCAGAAGCUGAUUUAACAUUAGAUCUUGGAAGUGUGUUACCAAACUAUGACCGCGUUUCUGAAAACGAUGAUUCUUUAGAGAAACUUUCGGCUGUUCUCGAACAGCCAGAAGACUCUGUGAUUUUAGAAGGUACACAAUUAGCAGAGGAUGAUCAAGAUGAUAAAGAUUUAAAUUGUAUUCUUCGGGAACGCAUAGAGUCUCUUAGUGAAGUGAUGCAAAAUUUAAAACAAGAAUUAAAAAAGGAAAUAGAACUUUGGAAGAAGGAAAGAGAAGAAUUGCAACUCUUACGUGAAAAAGACGAUGAAUUGGCUUUGGAAGAAGCAACUGCAGCUGCACGUGCAGCUGCAGCAGCUUAUGCAGCUGAAUCACCAUUGUCUAACAAUUUAGAUAUUACUUCUGAGGAUACGUUUAGAGAAUUGACAAUACUUGAAUACGAAAAAAGGUUAGCUAAAUAUCAAGAUGAAUAUUCCUUUAGCCAAGCAGAGAAACGUUACAAUGCUCGAUGGAAAAUGGUUGCAAACGCAUACAAACAAAAAUUGAUGGAAGUAGAACGACUUUGUAACGAAGAAUUGGAAAAGGUUAAAAAAAAUGUGAAUCAUUUGCAACCACUUAAAGAAAUGAUAUCUCAAUGGUAUACUGACGAAGAAAAUCAUGGCGAUUCAAUCAAAAGAACUGAUUUUGUUGCAAAUACACAAAAAAUCAAUGCUUUCAAUGAAAAUAAUACGCGUAAUAGUCACAUAUUUCAAAAGAUCGAUGCAGAAGUCAAUAUGGCGCCAGAAAUAUUCGUUGCUCGAUUUAAAUCCGAUGAUUUUACAAAAAUGGAUAAAUUUUAUGGAUAAUUAUAUUUUUUUUUCAUAUCUAUUGAAAUAUUAUAUUUUCACUAUAUAUUUAAUA
Apis laboriosa (Himalayan honeybee) is the source of this 1227-nucleotide messenger RNA. RefSeq lists its product as uncharacterized. The record is from RefSeq and is a predicted model, not a curated record. Bases 207 to 1172 code for a protein of 321 amino acids. The transcript has 3 exons. Lineage: Eukaryota; Metazoa; Arthropoda; Insecta; Hymenoptera; Apidae.